AUGGGAAACGAUGGAGGAACCAUCGCCAAAGGUCAGGACUUGAGGGCCGUGUACUCCUCAGAACUGGCGGAUCCGGUUGUUCUAUACGAUAACGAAAAGGAAGCUUUCAACACUUGUGCAUUAUCGUCCCUUGCACUCUUCCAUGAUGGCGUGGCACAGAAGGUUGUGUCAGACUAUAAAGGGAAGCUCUACUUGAAAGAGAAGAUGCUUGAGCAUUUACUUGCGAAGAAAAUGGGACAGAAUAGCAAACUUACACAUGUGACGGGACUUGGGGACUUGAUCGACUUGAACAUCAAAUGGAGUGAUGAUGCAUGUGUAGUUUGUCCUGUUACUGGAGCACUAACAUCUAGCCAUUUGAGUUUGGCCUAUCUCCGACCAUGCGGAUGCGUGUUUGGAUACAAGGUACUCACAGAGGUCCGCAAGCACUUGAAGAUCGGAGAUGGAGUCGAAGAGUCUGUUGUCAGCCUGUGUCCAGUGUGUGGAAAGGAGUUCACAUUCAAUUAUGACGUGGUGAGGUUGAACCCACUGAAGGACGAGGAAGACUUCAACGAGAGGAACUACAAGUACCUUCAACGGAAGGGCAUGAGCCACUCGAAGAAGAUCAAGAAGAAGAAGAAGAAUACCAAGAAGACUACUAAGAAUCUAAAAGAUGUAUUGACUACGGAUGGUGAAAAGGCCACACAGGCAAAAGUGAUCAAGAAGAAGACAUGA
Messenger RNA from Sungouiella intermedia, 711 nucleotides. The record is from the annotation of a GenBank genome assembly. Lineage: Eukaryota; Fungi; Ascomycota; Pichiomycetes; Serinales; Metschnikowiaceae.